Messenger RNA from Blepharisma stoltei, 5401 nucleotides. NCBI's taxonomy places the organism in Eukaryota, Ciliophora, Heterotrichea, Heterotrichida, Blepharismidae. The record is from the annotation of a GenBank genome assembly.
AUGGGUAAAAAGCCUUGGGUAAUCGGUGGCAUUUUGAGUUGCUGCGGGAUUAUUAUGAUCCUUAUAGGUGCAGUCAUCCCUAUCUUCGUCAAAAGUGCAAUGCGAGAAGGAAUCAUAGCUGGGACUGUGCUUACCGACGAAAGUGAGUGAAAACUAUGAGGCCAAAUUCCAGGAAAAACCAAAGAUAUCAUCAUUCACGAAUAUCAUUUCUACAACGUCGAAAACCCUGACGAAGUCCUAUAUCAAGGUGCAGUUCCUAUUAUUACUGAUAUGAAUGGUUACACAUAUCAAGAAUUCGAUGAUUUUAUCAUGAAGGAGCAUACAGAUUACAAAGGAACUGAUAAGGCCUGGAUUCAUUAUUUCCUCUAUAUGAGAGUCGACAACUCCCCUCAUUGCGUAUGGAGAAAUAACACUCAUCCUAGUGACAAAAUAAUGCAGAUAAGCUUAGGAUCUCUGGGUGCAUGGUAUGGAAUGAAAACAACUCCUCCAGAGUCUUUAGCAUUAGCUGCUAUUUUUCAGCUGGUAGAAGGGCUUAAUACAGCACUUGCCCUAGGAGCUUAUACUCAAGGUGUUGCCUCAUUGUUCCCUUCUUAUAAUGGUGCUCAGAAUUAUAUAUUCAAGCCAGCAGGAAUCAGCCCUGAAGUCGGAAAACAGAUAUGGGAAGAUAAAUACUUUGGAAUGGGAAAUUGGGUUACUAUGCAGACCUGGGUGAUGGCUUUACAAGAAAACAUGGUCGAUGGUUAUGUUAUGUUAUGUUAAGAUAAAUGUUUAAAGUCACUACUUCCAGUAGGGUGUUGGCACAAGCGAAUUGGGUGGACUUCCACCUCUGGUACCUCUGAGCCCGGGCCGAAACCCCGGUUUCUCGGUAGUGGGUUGCCCUAUUUGUGUCCGAAGACCCUUACUGGGCACCACCAUUUCCAACUCAGUCCCUUCGCCCGUCUAAGGCCAACUGUACCUACCCUGGCCGGUGUCGCCACAUUAAAGGGCCCUUUAAACCGGAGGGACCGCCGUCUUGCAAGUCUAGCCUGCCUCCCCUUUUACCAGGUCAUCCCUGAAUAAAAACUCAACAACUUCCGUCGUUCGGGCAAAGCCAUCGAAAGCAGCCUGAGCAGGGAAAUCACCCUGCUCCAUUUCGGGCACCCACUGGCUAGGGCGCUGCUGGAAAAAGGAUUCACGAUUAGCUGCCCAAGGAUCUGGCCACAAAUCAGCGGGUCUGUGCGCUCGCCCAUCGCCUCUGGGCUCCAGAUAUUGCUGGGCUAAAUCAUUCCUCCUAAAAACCAUGCCCGGAUAUACAUGGGUUACCGUCACACGAGAGGACGGGUCGGACGUCAUACGCCAUUUUAUGUAUAUAUGGUCGAUGGUAAUUUUGUGUUCCCACAAGUCAUCAGUGGCUCUUUAUAUGUGCUAUGGCAAAACUUCGGACUGUCCCAAAGCCAAUUUACCUCAAUUUUCAGUGGACAAUGGAAAAAAGUGUAUGAUAUCGUGGUCAUCGCAUUUUAUAAUAACUAUCUCUGUGAGUCCAUAGUAGAAAAUGGCUAUGUAUGUGACCCUGCUUAUCUUGGAGCUUUACAAUGGACAAACUCAUUGGUCACUAUGGAGCCACCUCUAGGCGCUCCAUCUCAAGGGCCUUCUAUUGUAUCCGCAAACAGCUCCACUUUUGGUUUCCCAGAAAUCAGCUAUUUUAUGAACUAUACAGGCACUUAUGAUAAAUACCCUGAUGUCAGCUUUACAGUUGAUGACUAUUUCCAGCUGUUUUAUUAUGACAGAAUUACUGGGUGGCCGAAAUGGAGCAAUUAUACGCUGCUAGACGUCGGGCAUAUGAGCCUUUUCUUUGCAGAAGGAAGAGCUGGGAACUUUGAACAGAUGAGAAAAGAUUUUAAUCUGAAGUCAGUAGACCAUGCCAGAGUUUUGUGGGACUAUAUCAAUGAAAUUGUAUCUUUAACAGCUUUACAAGGAAGAACUGAUCAGUCUAUUUAUAAUGUGGAAAAUCGAGGAAUAGCGUCAGAAGCUUCAUUAGGUACUGUUGGAAGCCAGGCGAUCUAUCAGCUUUGGACAUCUUUAGGUGAACUAUCUUUAUUAAUUAAUAAAAAUACUUUUCUUUUUUUUUAUUAAAAAUAAUAGGAAUUUAGUAUAGAAGGAUUAAUUCCGCUUAAUAUUACAUGUGCUUAUGACUAUAUUAGACUGACUUUUGAAUUGAAUCUCACUUGUGAAAUAAUUGUAGGAGAUGCUCUUCCAGGACAAGAAAAUAUUUGCAAUAUCCCAAUGCUUCAGUGGGGUAAUUAUACAGCAACUAUGGCAUUAUGGAUCUUGCCAUACUGGAACGGAAUUAGUUCAGAGUAUGGAAUGCUGUUCCAACAAAUCACUGGUCUUUCUGAUGAAGAUAUGGAAGCACUAUACUCUCCAGAAAGCCCACUUGUUACAAACCUCACUUCUUUAGAUUUUGAAUUAAAAGACCAUUAUAACUGCACAAAUUCAGGAUUAAGGUGCUUUGGGUGGGAUUUGGCUGCUAAGCAAUGGGGAAGAGGCUAUGUCACUGAAAACCUCCCUUCAUGUUUCAAAAUUUUAGAACUGUAUAACACCUCAUCAAUUUAUUACCUUUUCAAAGAUGUCCAACAAGUCCUAGUCACAUACCCAGAAUACUAUGCUUAUGUUUUGAAAUGGAAUUUAACCUCAGAAGGUCUUACAGACGAACAAAUCGACAAUGCUCUUACUUUUGACAAACUUCUAGGAGCUUCGACUUUACAAAAUUUCUUUAUUAUGGAUUUUGAACAAAAUUAUACAGGAAUGAAAGAAGUUUAUAUGAUGGAUAAUCCUCUGGAUUUAUUGAACUGGGUCAGAUACUGCAUUGAUAAAUUCGCUUUUGGAGGGAUGUUUAGAGCUAAAACAGUGGAAACUAUAUUAUGGACUGACUAUGAUCCAUUUUUAGCACAAAUUAAAGCUACAAAUCCAUUACUGGGAGGACAGCCUAAUGUAAACCCAGCUCAAAUUCAGCUUGGACAGAAUGUAACAAGAGAGCAGUUUGAGUAUAUCCCAUUGAAAUAUAGACAUGCAUUAAAUACAGGAGCUAGAGAUCUUGAUGAAGUAAGAUGGUAUAGACUUUAUACACUUAAAAAAUGUCAUGGCUAGUCAACCUGCCUUCUUAGUACAUUUAGCAAGAUAGGAGUCUGGGGACCUUGUAAAAUGGAGAGGGGCAUGUGGUGAGAGUGUCUGGCUGGGGUUUACUUGGCCUGGCGGAGAGCGCAAUGUUGAGCAGACUGACCGCAGGCUCACAUUCAGGGCAAAGUUUUACCUCGAGGAAGAAUGGACUUGGAAGUUUUGAAAGGGAUGGUCCAAAAAGCUAGAGGGUGUUCGCUUAGCCAAUCGGACAUUUUUCCAAUGCGAUACUAGGAGCUGCGUCCUAGGCUACAAAUUUCAUUUGAGGCGAUAGCCUGACUAGAAAAUUGACUUUGAAUUUUCUAAAAAAAGGCAACUCCAUUGAAUUAUGGCACGGUGAUCCAGUAUCUUUACCUCCAGCUGCUAGUACAAGUACCAUCUGGAGAGUGCAACACAUGCCUUUAGGCCAUGCAAUCUGACCUGAAAGCAAGAGAGUUAGCUAAUCAAGCCGCUUUUCAAGCUGACAUGGCUGGCUGGGAGCUACUUGAUAAUAAUCAAAAUUAAGUUAAGGUAUAGACUUUAUAAUGGAGCACCAUUUAUUAAUAUUCUGCAGGAGCAGUACUUUGGAGAAAGCCCUUGGGGAUCGCUAAUUGAAUGGGUUAACUUUAACCCAUGGGCUGAGUAUGUGCAAGUUAGUGGAGGAGAUACAUGGAAUUUCCAGCCAUUUUUAUAUAUCAUUAUUAUGAAUAUUGAAAAUAGCAAUUAAUAAUUUUUUUAAAAUUUAUCUAUGAAAAAGUGAAUAUACUCACUUAAAUAAAUUUUGUUUUUUAAUAUAAAAUGUCAAUAUUUUAUAAGUUCUGAAAUAAAUUCCAAGCUGAGAAGAUUUAUUGCCUUAAAACCAAUUUAACGCAGCAUAGAUAAAGACUCAGACAUCAUUUUCUUCUUAGACCAAGCUUCUUUAGUUUUCAACGGCAAAUACAUUGACGAAACUGAAUACAGAGGCUUUACAUGCCUCAGGUUCGCUCUUGACAACUCUGCCUUACAAAACGCCACUCAGAACCCUGCACAAGCAGUUUUCUACCAAUUUGCCCCAUCUGGCCUGGUAAACCAAACCAGUGUUAUGGGAGCUCCCCUAUUCGGAAGCAAGCCUUAUUUCUUAGACUGUGAUCCAAUGCUUCAAAAUUUAGUAGUCUAUACAAGGCCAGAAUUAAACGUCCCAUCUGAGUACGAGUCUUAUCUAAAUUAAGAUUAAGAUUAAGAUUAAGAUUACGCUGGGUAUUUAAGGUCCCUACUACGUCUGAGGUCGCAUGCCACGGUUUCCCGUGUGGUGGCAGAGCGUUCACCAAGCCCGGGCCGAAACCCCCGGUUUCUCGGUAGAGGUAUUGUCAAGGGCCGUCUCAUACCGGCUUUGCUGACCACCUCCAUUUCCAACUUGGAUCGUCGCCUAAGUUUACGCCAACUCCGCUUCGUCGUCCGCCAGAUCUGCCCAUUGAAGGGCACCUUUUUAAACUGGGAGAGACCCCGUUUUGUCGUCUAACUCGCCUCCCCUCUUUUCCGGUCAUCCCGAGAAAGAACUCAACAGCUUUCGCCAUUCGGGGCGAGCCACAAAAGCAGCUUAGGCAGGUAAGUCGCCCUGCCUCAUUUCGGGCACUCACUGGGCUUAGCGCUGCUGGCAAAAAGAAGUCACGAGUGGCUGCCCAUGGGUCUGGUGGCAAAAACAGCGGUUCUCGCGCUUAGGCCUCUCGCUUCAAGGUCCCAGACGUUGUUGGGCUAACUCUUGGCUCCAAAAACCAUGCCCGGAUAUACAUGGGUUACCACCACUGAGAGGGUGGGUCGGUCGCCAUACGCCAUUUUAUGUAUAUACGAGUCUUAUCUAAAUUUAGAGCCUAACACUGGAGCUUGCUUUUAUAUUACAGAGCAGCUUCAAUAUAACGCUGAACUUAAGCCUGAUGCCUUAUACCCAAAUCUAGGUAAGCUAAGCCUAGAAAAAUAUGGAUAUAAAACCUAUAUGCCUAUGUUCUUUAUGAUGAAAACUGAAGAGUAUGAUCAACAUAUCGUUGAUAAAUACUGGGGAGAUAUAAAGAUGGCACUGCUUAUUAUUCAGUUAUGUGAAAUUAUUGGAUAUACAACUGGAGCACUCUUAUUUGCAGCUUUAGGACUUUAUGUGUUGAAAUUGAAAAUCAAUGCGAGAAGGAGAGAAAAAGGAUGGACACCUGAUAAUGGAGAAAUGAAUGGAAAGCUGAUUGAAAGCAAUGGAAAAACAGAACAUAAAGAUCCUUGGAUGAAUGGCAAGCUGAUUGAAGAAUAA